Toxorhynchites rutilus septentrionalis is the source of this 3904-nucleotide messenger RNA. RefSeq lists its product as uncharacterized. The record is from RefSeq and is a predicted model, not a curated record. Bases 1228 to 3003 code for a protein of 591 amino acids. NCBI's taxonomy places the organism in Eukaryota, Metazoa, Arthropoda, Insecta, Diptera, Culicidae. The transcript has 7 exons.
AUUUAGAAAAGACGUUUGAGGAAUGGCAAGAUGAAAAGUUUGGAUUUGUUUAUGUUUUUACUUACGUUGGUAUGGUUACAUUUGAUUUCGUCGAAGGUAUUUGAAGCAGUAUAAUAAAUAAACAGUUGUCGUUGAAAAUAGUAACCUAGGAACCUUUAUGCAUAUGCUUCCGCCAGCUGGCUCGGCUAAUGUGUUAUGAUUUAUUCAGGGAAUGCUUUGAUCGUGGUACCGACCAAGAUGCUAAACUAUAGGUGUUUCGUUCUUGACACUUUCAUGACAAUACGUGAGACGAGUUGCGAGACGUAGCUUUCUGCAUUGUUUACUUUUUGUUUGGUUGUGUCAUUAUGGUUUCAUAUCAACUCGCUGAGGAAAACAACUGAAGAAAGAAAUAAGCAAAUAUAUAUUCGUGAAAAAUAGUGUACUAGAGCUGCAAUAAGAUGCCGUAUUAUUGUGCAGUAAAAGGAUGCGGAAACAAGGUCCGCAUAACGAAAAACAAAAACAACUCUUUCCGGAUCUUCUGGCGUGAUCGAUAGUCGUGAUUCCAACAGUUUAUUUCACCUGUAAUAUAUUAGCAACACAAAAGUCCACUAAUUUGAAAAAUAAACACGAACCUGUUGCAAUCAUUGUCAACCUCCUUUUGCUCUAGCAAAACCAAUUACUUGUAACAGCCCUUCCGGAUCUUCUGGAUCUGGUAAUCUCGCAAUCAGCGCUAUUUCUUGUCACCGUCGCCGUAAGUACUUUUUUCCCCGCCGAUAGGAUCCAAACAGAAGUACAUCUUGCUUGGAAAAAAAGCAUUGAUUGCGCGGCUAGAAGCUAAAACAUACUCAAAACAUCCUUCUGCACUGUUUUUAAUUCGACCGCUGAUUGUAGAUAUCUGAAAAAGUAGAAGCAAUUAUGAGAAAUUGUUAUACGAAAAAAUCCAGAAAAUUACCUACCUACAGUAAAGCGCGAGCAGCUAUUUUGCCGACGAAUGCAUUUGUCACCAAAAGAUAUGAUAUGUUUUGUAAACAAAUUUGUUUUUUCACGAGCAAUGGCCGAACAGCAAUUUUGACAUUGCGGUCCACCUAUAGUAUAGCACCUUGGUACCGACAUGGUGCAUAAUUUGCAGAUUUGUUUUUUGUGCUGGUUCAUAACGACAAUAAACCGUGCCGGCGAAACUAUAGUCAAUGUUUAGUGUUGUUUGGAAACCAUCUAUCUUUCGUAGGUAUUUGAAGGCAAACAUUUGCUAUGGAACAAUUCUCGCAUGAUCUAACUCUGGCCCUUGAGGAAACAUCUCGCUUUGCAGAGGCUAGGAAUCGAUGGGGAAUGCGUCGACGAACGCGUUCUACAGGAAAUCUACCAUGUGCCCCACAACCGACGGAGGACAGUUCAAGCAGUCCUGUCGAUCAACUGGAUUUGAACACCAAUUCACCGCACCGGAAUAGAGGCAAUAAUAUGAUUCAAAGUGACUCUGAUGAUCGACAAACUUUCGCUUUCUCUUUUCGUUCACGACAAAUACCCAUGGUUGGGAAUUUUGAGUCGGAUUCGUUCAAUGAAAAUUUCAGCCCAGCAAGACCAAGUAUGAGGCGUAAGCGCAAAUUUAAACGAAUGGCUGUCGGAUAUGAGACAAGCAUAUCCUCUUCAUCGAACAUGACUUCUAAUUCUAUUUUUCCAGUUAUUGUGAAAAAACGAGUAUUUAAUCACGAUAAUUUACGAGCCAAUUUGUUUUUCUGUGGUAAACGGAAACGGGGUCACAGAGACCGUUUUAUGGAGUAUGAAUCAUACAAACAAGUUUCAAGCAGCGUUCCAAGACAGCGAGAUUCGUAUGUAGUGAAAUCUUCAUAUUUAGAAAACAAAAGUCGCAACAGAGUAUCAUCUUUUUCUUCUAACGUUGCGCUGAACAGAAAUAUUAUAUCUAAAUUCGAAAAAAUAUCUCACACAUCUGAACGGAACAUGAGACUAUGCUUCCAAUUUUCUACCUCAACCAAUAAACGAACACAUAUUGUCGAAGAACCAAUGGAUAGUGUGGAAAACAGUAGGAAGGAGUUAAUGUGUUACCUCGGACAGGAGAUAAUCCAUUCGGCCCAAGCAUCCUCAGCCCCCACAAGUAUGCAAACGUUACCAUUUAUAGGUGAUAGUAUUGUAACUAAAGAUAGUCUGCAGACCAUCGCACGGAAAAACGAUGGAAUCGAAGAAAAAACGCAAACGCGAGCGACGAGACCAAAACAAGUAUCGAAAUCCCAGAAGAUAAAACGUUGUCGGGAACAGGAAUCAACCCAACCGCAAUACGAGGAGCGAAUGAGCUGCAUAGACAUGCACGAUCAAGUCAGUUCCAGUUCGUUGAGUUCCAGUGACUCUGAAACUAUCAACACAAACGAAUCCGACCAUGAGGGAGAUGACGAGCUUACGGAUUGGCCAGGGAAUGAGUCUACGUUGCAAAGUAUAGCUAAAAACGACUUCAAGAGAGUGAACAAACUUCGUAUCAUGAAACCAACACUCUCCCAAAUUCAACAGCAGGAUGAUAUGUUUCAAAAUGAAGAUACGUUAAUGUCAACCGAAGAAAACGUAGGGAAAAUCGACGAUUUCAAACCAAACGGUAUCGCGUUAUUGUCACAUAAUUCGAAUUCGAAAUUCGAAAACUCUUUCGGAUCGUCUGAAGAACUAUCUGUAGGUAAUCAAAAUUCAAUGUCGUCUAUAAGGAGCAUCAGUUACCAGAGUAAUAGCUAUCAGCUCGGAAACGAACGACACGAAGUUUCAGACGAAUUCUCGAAUAAUUUUCUUCAACCACAAAGCCUUUACACUGAAAUUCGAGAGAUUCGAGCUGGGUGUCGAAGAGUUCGGGAUGAGCGUCCGGGAUUUUCAAUCAUGUCUAGCGCCAAUGAGCUGCUUUCCCGCUGCACCGUCGGAGAGAUGCAACUGUACCCCCUUUGCUGUUCUUCUUCUGCUGCUGCUGCUGCUUCUGUGGUUAUUAUUGCUGCUGCUUACUGCUCGGUGGUCGACGUCAAACUGCACUCUGCACGAUGAUUUCGGAAUAUUGCUUGGUGGUGGAAUGGAAACUGAACGUGGAGCGCUUUUUUUUCACUUAAAUUCUUUUUAUUUCUUAAUUUGGUUUACAUUAUAAUAAAGUACUACAUAUCAAGUGAUCAACCUAGGGUUCUACAUCUUUAAGUUGCAAUGUCAAGUUUUGUAAUGAUUUGUAUCAUACACAUUAUUCGAUUGUUUCAUAUUCCUAUUGUAAAAUCAUGCCUAAACUUUUCUAGUUUUUUGUUACCUUUUUUUUACCUAAAUCUAACUUAUAAGAUACCCUCCCCAAAUUAUUUACAUUAUCCCAACUUACACUACUUAUCUAACUGGAAAUAAAUAUAUCUACCCAAACCCAAAGCCGUUACCUUGAAAGGUAACGACUAUGAAGUCAGGUAGCAUACUCAUACAGAUUUUGUAUUAUUCCGUGUGUUGAGAGAGCGCAACUCUGUUCAAAUUUCAUACAAUUGUUAUUGAUAAUUUCAUCCAAGGAUUUAAUCCCGGCCAGCUGAUGUAUCUCCGAAUUUCGCGUUCUGGGUGGAGAGUUUAGAAUCAUACGAAGAAUUUUGUUUUGUAUGCGUUGAAGUUUUAAUUUGUGAGUUGGAGCACAGCACUCCCAAAUGGGCAUCGCAUAUGCGAUAACUGGAAAUAUUAUUUGUUUGUAUACUGCAAGUUUAUUCGUUAGAGAUAAUCGAGAGUAUCUAUUGAUCAGGGGAUACAAUGACCUGAUUAAAAUGUUGCAUCUUGUGUCUGUUUUGUCAAUGUGUGCUCUGAAGGUAAGCUUUCGAUCGAAAGUUAGACCCAGAUACACUACUUCUGAAGACCAUUCAAUACUAUUGCCAUUAAGACUGACUGUUAUAUUUUGAGGAGGAACAAGCUUUGGAGUGUUCUUGUGGGGAAACAA